Messenger RNA from Astyanax mexicanus (Mexican tetra), 5011 nucleotides. It is a transcript of the gene daam1b, whose product is annotated as dishevelled associated activator of morphogenesis 1b. The coding region runs from base 422 to 3664 and encodes 1080 amino acids. Gene Ontology annotation, molecular function: actin binding; small GTPase binding. The record is from RefSeq and is a predicted model, not a curated record. The transcript has 26 exons. Lineage: Eukaryota; Metazoa; Chordata; Actinopteri; Characiformes; Acestrorhamphidae. Gene Ontology annotation, cellular component: stress fiber. Gene Ontology annotation, biological process: actin cytoskeleton organization.
GGAUGGAAGGGCGUUAGUGUGAUUCAGGCUGUGAGAGAGCAGGAGCAGGGAGGGGCUGAGUGAGGGAGUGAGUGUGAGCCGGUAUAGUAAGGAGAAUCAGCAGUGGAGGCAGUGCUCUGCUUUUCAUUUCUGCUGGCUUUCGGAGCCUACAACCUGACAUUUCUGGAAACACUGUGGAUUUGCUUUGUAGUGCCAUUUACAGCUCAUCUAUUCAUCUGCUGGAACCACAUUCUCCUUUUUUUUAUUUGGCUUGCGGAUCUGAUCAUGUUAACACUCCAGGGAUACACACGGUGGACAGAGGCUAGUCAGGGGUGUAGAAGGGUUCUGUGACAGGGGGAAGACUGCAUUAGCUGAGGUACCUGAGGGAGCAGCACGAGCCCCUCACAUUUCACCCUUACCCCGGACCCCCUCUUAAGCAGCCAUGGCACCCCGAAAGCGUGGUGGAGGAGGACGUGGCGUGUCCUUUAUCUUCUGCUGCUUCCAGAGCAGUGACCACCCGGAGAUCACCUACCGGCUGCGAGAGGAUUUCGUCCUGCAGACCAUGGAGCCCACGCUGCCCAUCCCCAGCUACGAUGAGCUGGAUGCCAUGUUCUCCGAGCUUGUGGAUGAGCUGGAUCUCACAGAGAAGCACAGGGAGGCCAUGUUUGCAUUGCCUGCAGAAAAGAAAUGGCAGAUUUACUGCAGCAAGAAAAAGGAGCAAGAAGAGAAUAAAGGUGCUACAAGCUGGCCAGAGUACUACAUCGAUCAGCUCAACUCAAUGGCAGCUAGGAAGACUCUGCUGGCCCUGGAGAAGGAGGAAGAAGAGGAACGCAAUAAGACCAUAGAAAGCCUCAAAACUGCGCUGAGGACGCAACCAAUGAGGUUUGUCACUCGGUUUAUUGACCUGGAUGGACUGACCUGCAUCCUGAACUUUCUGAAGAGCAUGGACUAUGAGACAACGGAGUCUCAGAUCCACACAUCCCUCAUCGGCUGCAUCAAAGCUCUGAUGAACAACUCUCAGGGCCGUGCCCACGUGCUCUCCCACCCGGAGAGCAUAAACAUCAUCGCUCAGAGCCUGGCCACCGAGAACAUCAAGACCAAGGUGGCCGUUCUGGAGAUCAUGGGAGCUGUGUGCUUGGUUCCUGGAGGCCAUAAGAAGGUUUUGGAGGCUAUGCUGCACUACCAGAGAUUUGCUAGUGAACGGACGCGGUUCCAGAUGCUUCUAAAUGACCUGGAUCGAAGUACAGGGAGGUACAGAGAUGAGGUCAGCUUGAAGACAGCCAUCAUGUCCUUCAUUAAUGCUGUGCUGAGUCAGGGGGCUGGAGAGACCAGUCUUGAGUUCAGGGUACAUUUGAGAUACGAGUUCCUCAUGUUGGGGAUUCAGCCCAUCAUUGAUAAACUCAGGUCACAUGAAAACUCUACGUUAGAUCGGCACUUGGAUUAUUUUGAAAUGCUACGAAAUGAUGAUGAACUCACAGUUUCCAGGCGUUUUGAAAGCGUGCAUAUAGACACUAAAAGUGCUUCCCAGGUGUUUGACCUCAUACGCAAAAAGAUGACCCACACAGAUGCAUAUCCGCACUUUAUGUCCGUACUACACCACUGCCUGCUAAUGCCUCAUAAGAGGAGUGGGAACACGGUGCAGUACUGGUUGCUUCUUGACCGAAUCGUACAACAGAUGGUGCUCCAGAAUGAUAAGGGUCAUGACCCUGACGUCACCCCCUUAGAAAACUUCAACGUUAAGAAUGUGGUUAGAAUGCUUGUCAAUGAAAACGAGGUCAAACAAUGGAAGGAGCAGGCAGAGAAGAUGCGGAAAGAUCACCAUGAGCUCCAGCAGAAGAUGGAGAAGAAGGAGCGAGAGUGUGAUGCCAAGACCCAGGAGAAAGAAGAAAUGAUGCAGACACUCAGCAAGAUGAAAGAGAAGCUUGAGAAAGAAACAGGAGAACACAGACUGGUUAAGCAACAAGUAUCAGAACUUACUUCACGUCUACAUGAGCUCAGCCUGAGACCAGUAGCCAGCGUACCUGGUGGUCCUCCCCUACCCCCUGGACCCCCAGGUGGCCCCCUUUCUCCUCCACCUCCUCCCCCUCCUCCUGGGGGCAUGAUGCUUCCUCCUCCACCUCCUCCACCCUGUGGUGCCAUGAUGCCCCCACCACCACCGCCUCCACCUGGAGGCCCACCUCCGCUCCCUGGACGUCCACCCUUAGGUGGGCCUCCUCCUCCUCCUGGAGCCCCUAUAGGUCCGGCCCUCAAGAAAAAGAACAUUCCCCAGCCGUCCAAUCCACUCAAGUCCUUCAACUGGGCCAAGUUAUCUGAGAACAAGCUGGAGGGCACAGUGUGGGCUGAGAUGGACGACAGCAGAGUUUUCAAGAUCUUAGACUUGACGGACAUUGAGAAGACCUUCUCAGCAUACCAGAGACAACAGGACUUCUUUAUGGUCAAUAACAGCAAACAGAAAGAGGCAGAGGACGAUGCUCUGAGCUCAAAGAAAGUCAAAGAGCUGUCCGUCAUUGACGGCCGCCGGGCCCAGAACUGCAACAUCCUGCUCUCACGGUUGAAACUCUCCAAUGAGGAAAUGAAGAGGGCUAUCCUGACUAUGGAUGAACAGGAAGAUCUGCCGAAGGAUAUGCUGGAGCAGAUGCUGAAGUUCAUACCAGAGAAGAGUGACGUGGACCUACUGGAGGAACAUAAACAUGAGCUGGACCGCAUGGCCAAGGCUGACCGCUUCCUCUAUGAGAUGAGCAGAAUAAACCACUACCAGCAGAGGUUACAGUCUCUGUACUUCAAGAAGAAGUUUGCAGAGAGGAUUGCAGAGAUAAAGCCUAAAGUUGAAGCAUUAACCAGGGCCUCUAAAGAGAUGCUGCAGAGCCGGAAUCUGAAGCAGCUCCUGGAGGUGGUGCUGGCAUUCGGCAACUACAUGAACAAGGGCCAGAGAGGAAAUGCUUACGGCUUUAAAGUGUCCUCACUAAACAAGAUCGCUGACACCAAAUCCAGCAUCGACAAGAACAUCACUCUCCUACACUACUUGAUCACCAUCCUGGAAAAGAAGUACCCCAAAGUCAUGCAGUUUUCAGAAGACCUGCAGAACGUGCCGGAAGCUGCUAAAGUCAAUAUGACUGAGUUGGAGAAGGAGAUCAACAACCUGCGCAGCGGCUUGAAGAGUGUGGAAAGUGAGCUGGACUUCCAGAAGAAGCGUCCUCAGGAGGUGGGGGAUAAGUUUGUGUCUGUGGUCAGCCAGUUCGUCACGUUGGCCAGUUUCAGCUUCUCUGAUGUGGAAGAUUCUCUCAAUGAAGCCAAGGAACUGUUUGAGAAGGCAGUUAAGCACUUUGGUGAAGAUUCUGGGAAGAUGCAGCCGGACGAGUUCUUCGGCAUCUUUGACCAGUUCCUGCAGUCCUUCACUGAGGCUCGGCAGGAGAACGAGAACAUGCGCAGACGCAAGGAAGAGGAGGAGCGUCGGGCACGCAUGGAGGCUCAGCUAAAGGAGCAGAGAGAGAAGGAGAGAAAGGCCCGGAAGGCUAAAGAGAACGGGGAGGAUGACGGGGGAGAGUUUGAUGACCUGGUCUCAGCACUGCGCUCUGGUGAGGUGUUCGACAAGGACCUGUCCAAGAUGAAGCGCAACCGCAAACGCAUCAACAGCCAAACCACAGAAACUGGCAGGGAGCGGCCCAUCACCAAACUCAACUUCUGAGCUCAGGCCUGUCAGGCCAGUCAUAAAGCUUCAUUGCCGAGCCACUCAGCUUUGAUAACGUAGCCCCUCAUCUGAGACCCAUUCUCUCCAAGCGACGCUCUCCAGAAGUGUUCUGUUGCUGGACAAUACUGCCCCACAGUGGUGGACAGUGGAAGAGCACACCAAAAGACUUUUAAUAGACAAAGCACAUACGGAAAGAGUGUAUUGGCUUGAGAGAGAGAAAGUUUGGCCACUCACAAUUGAAUUAAAAUAAUAAUAAUUUGAAAUGGGGCACCGGUCAUAAAGUGAAAAAAGAGACACAAGAGAGUGGAUUUUAAAAGGACGGCUGCCAAAAAAAAACAAAAAACACCUCAUGCAGGUUUUUUUCUUUCUUCUUUUUCACGUGGACUACCUUGGUGCUGGUGUACCGAGAUUUCUAACUCGAGAAAGGAAAAACUGGUCAAAUCUGGAUUUGACUUGAGAAAACUUGAGGCACACUUUGAUUUUCCAUUGCAGGUUCUCUCCUGUUCUUUCACAUAAGCUUACAAAAAAACAUCACAGAAGCAGAAACUCUUCACAACUUCUCAAUGUUCUCAAUGUUCAACUACAGCAUGCAGAGUUACUAAACAACAAUACCAUUCCAUGCCGAGGAAACAUCAGGCAAGAAUAACAGACCCUCCUGUACUAGUUGAAUCUGUGUGUUUGGGUCUGGGCUGGCUGUCUAGGCACAGAUUAAGUUCUGGCUUUGGACUAAAAAAGAAAGAAAUUCCAACGUAGAAUCUACUGACUGUGUAAUCCGGUCCAAGAUCAUUCUUAAUCUCAGUUCAGAAGAAAUCCUGUUCUAAGAUUUCCCCACUUGUAAAGCAGCUCCACAACCUUGUUUAUUUCCAUUUGUUAUUAAGGACCGUUUUUAUAUAGAGUGCUUUUAUUGAAUUACAGUAUGUAGGGUUGUGGGUUGCUUAUUACAGCAUUGUAUGGAAAAUUCAUUGGAUAUCAGACCCAGACUGGCUGAAGAUCAUUUUUAAAGAUGUCUUAGAAAUGUACCCAGGCCCACGUGCUUUGACACACUGUGGGUGUUCAGAUGUGCAGACUAUAUGCAUUUAUGUUGUUGGGUCUUUUUGUUUUGAAGACAGUCAUGUGAAAUGCAGACUUAUUUAAAAUGAAAUGUAAGUAACCAAAACAAUGCAAUACUCUCUCCAUCAGCUCUUCCUUCCUCCCUGGAUUUGCUCCAGCCUUUUUAUUCGCAGUCUAGACUUAUGUUGUGACAAAGUUUCCUUUUACAAUGUGAGAUGCCUCCAUUGGACUUUUGUAAUUUAAAAUGCCUUCCAUUGUAAGAUGGAUCUAAAACAAAUAAAUGGGAGAAAGUGG